AUUAACCGCCGGUAAUUAUCUUCUUACGUCUCGCAUCUCAUCUUGAUUGCAAUAGUGAAAGAAGAAAUUAAUUAAUAAUUCAAAGCCCGUUAGUAAUCGUGAUGAUUUACUAAUUAGGGUGUGGAUAUUUAAUUCUGGAUGACGACCGAGAUGGAUAACAUGGACAUGCACGCGUCAACCAAGGCGCUAAUGAAUCCUCUGGUGCUCAACCUGGUCUUCUCUUAUAUGGACGCCCCCACUCUAAAAUCUGCCCGAUCCGUGUGCACCUUGUGGGCCGACUUGGGCGCCGCAUUCCUCGGGGAACAGGUCACCGUGACCUUCAGAACGGAGCAUUGCUGCCGAAAAAAGACUUCGAAGUCGUCCAAGGAACUGGCUUCCCUUCACCCGAAACUGGCCAGAAGUAUCUUACUGAUCAUGUUUCCGUCACCUUGUGGUUGGGUUUCCCUACCAAAAAACUUGACCACAAAUUUGCCGCAAAUUUCCAAUCACAUUGUUAUCCUGGAUGUUAUGAUGAUUUCCAAGUUUAUACCGACAUUGGAACAAAUGUGGAGAACGCACCAUUUCCCGAAUCUUGGCCUUCUCACACUUACCGUCAUUUUGAUUAAAGUUGAUCAUCGCGAUACUUCUGAAGAUGAGGACGAUAAUUCUGGCCACUUUAUUGUGGAUGAAGAUAAUCAUGGCCAUUUUGCCCAUAGUAUUGACCAAGAUGAUGAAGAAUCCGAUGACGCUGUCGAGAUUGUCGUGGUGGCCCCGAAAAUUCCGCAAUUUCUGACCCUGCCUAACCUCAGGUCUCUCAAGAUCGUGGUCAGAGAACAAAAUGAAAACGGUCAGGACGACGGGAUAUCCUCGAUUUGUCAAAGACUACUCAAUUCUGCACCUAACAUUCUACAUGUCGAUAUUGACGCCAGUUUCUACCCAGAUUUCACCCCUUGUGAAAAACUGAAGGUUCUUAGCUAUACCUUCGUCCAAUACUUUGACGACUGGGCGGAAGCGGACGAGUUCGUCGACACCUCUGAAUUGGCCGGGAUGCUGGACACAUGUCGAAAUUCGUUAAGCGGUUUGUCCCUGUCGUGCCCGCAUGAUUGGGAGAACUUUGCCCCGGGGACUUUCGUGCUCCCCUCAAGCCCAACUUUGAUGGUCAUGCACAUCGAAGAAAUGUACCCCUUGGGAAAUUUUCUGCACCGCGUAAACCUUCCAAAUCUGACCCAUGUCACUUUCUCCGGUUACAACAGGAACUGUAUGGGCUUGACCCAUAUUUUUAAAAAUUUUGAUCUUCCCCACGAACGGAUUACCUCGCUUACCGUGGAAGUUUUCUACACUUAUGUCGAGGCGGAUGUUGAAACUGCGGCGAAAAUCGUGCGCCUUUUCCCAUCAGUGAAAAAGUUUCGAUUGAAGUUGACCAUUUGUGUCGAUAACGAUGAGGAUGAGCCUAACGUAACGGAAAUGUUGCAAUCUUUCGCCACGUGGGAUUUGACGUCUGGAUCGGUGGAGAUUGAAAGUGAUAAGGACACAACGGACGUUAUGGCCGUGUUGCGAGGGCUGGUUGUGUGGAAGGCUUUGUCACGGACAGCAGUUAACUUUGAAGCCACGGGGAGCCCCACGUUUGUCCUGGACGAUGAGAUGGAAGAGAUUCUGUUAUACUGUCGAUCGCUGAGAUGGAUUAAAAUGUCAGGAUUUCAGAUGGAGGAGGAAGAUAGAGACCGAUUUGAAGAAUUUAUUGAUGAACACGCUCUGCAGAUCAGCUUGUUAAACUGGGUGAAUUAAGUAGAAAUAUCCAUUGAUAAAUUAUUCAUUGCAAAUUAAUUAAUUAAGAUGUAAACUAAAUUGUACUAAAGUUUGCAGAAAUUGAUUUAUUAAUUCAAAUAAUUCCGUGUAAUAGUAAAACAUUGAUUUACAUAUGUAUGUAUGUAUAUACAUAUUAAUUCUAAUAAAUAGCUACUUUUUCAUGAAAAAA
Folsomia candida is the source of this 1954-nucleotide messenger RNA. RefSeq lists its product as uncharacterized. Lineage: Eukaryota; Metazoa; Arthropoda; Collembola; Entomobryomorpha; Isotomidae. The record is from RefSeq and is a predicted model, not a curated record. The transcript is spliced from 5 exons. The coding region runs from base 139 to 1764 and encodes 541 amino acids.